AUGGCUGUGACAACAACGGCUAUACACGGAACUGAACUUGAACUUAUUAGGGCUGGCCUCCAGCGGCAUGGCAUGGCGUACGCGGCGGAACUUUCCACCUCUACCUCAGUGCUGGUCGCUAGGAGAAACGCAGGGCCCAAGUACCGGGUGGCUCAGCAGCGAGGGAUUCCAUGCGUAACCCCGGCAUGGGUACUGCUGGGGCACUGCUGCAUGGGGAAACUAUGUGACUUUGAGCUUGGGCGAUCUCUCAUGGGAUUGGAGGUGUGUAGUACCUCCUUGACUGCUCAGGAACGGAAUUGUGUCAGGCGUGUGUGUGAGACACACCAGGCCAAAUAUAACCCCUCGUUAACACGAAACAGUGCGCUGCUUGUAAUGCCGGAUGUAUCACCCGGUUUGAAGGGGAACGAGAAACUAGAAUUCGCUCGCAGCAAUCACAUUGAUGCUAUACCAUACUGUCAAUUCAUGAAGCAGUACAACCAUGCUGUGAAGGCGCGUUGUGGGCCGUUGGCUGUUGCACCCCGUCAGGCCUCUUUGCAGAGCACAUCGGACGUUAUAGUGUAUUGCUCUCCUAGAAGCCUUGUCACAGAGACGGUCAUUUCAUUACUUCACCAAGCCGUCAUGAAGCACGCGCCGAUGUUAACAUUUCUCACAACACAUGUGCUACUGUUGGGGCCAACGACAGAGGUUUUUUAUCCUCGGCCGGGGUUAGAGUUCGUGUCGCGCGCGUGGUUAGAGCGUUGCGCGACGAAGCAAGAGCACGUGGAUGCGGAGCCGUACCGAGUGAGUGACGCUCAGCGGCCUAUAAUCACGUUUACUGGUGUGCCACACAAGGAAAGAGCGUCGCUCCGGGCUUCGCUAGAGAGUUCAGGACUACCUUGCUUUGUGCAAGAUAAUUUUGUAUUGGGCGGUACUGUUGAUGAAUCCAUUGGACGAUACAUCACCACUCAUCUUGUGGUUGGUCAAGCUGCGUUGGCCAAAUCGUCCAAGGUUGCCGCCCUCGGCUGGCGGAUGCACAAGUUGGGGCGGAAAGAGUGUUUCCUGGUAAGUAUGGAGUGGGUGUGCUGCUCUCUCCAAACGGGGCGGUGGGUGGACUGCUCCAGUUUCACUCUUGAAGUACCACAACUCUCUGCGUUUGCGAAGCUCUCGUCAUGUCAGGUAUCCGAAGAUGCGGCGAGAGCUGCCAAUCGUCUGGAAGAGGAACACGAGGGGGCGUCACAGCCUUGUUUAUCGGAAAAGGGAAUGCGGGACGACUCACCACAUUCGAAGUCCCUGGAGAAGCUCAUUCAGGAGUUGGAGUCACGGACGAACGCUCUCGGAAGUGCGCUAACGACGCCGAGCAUGGGGCACUCGUGGGUGCCAUUGGCUGUUGUGGCAAAUCCCAGCGGGAAGACAGAAUGCUCAUUGGGUGCUGGGGCCAACUCGAGCGUCUCAGUGGCAGCGGCGUGUAGUGGAGGAUGCCGUUUACAGGAGAAUCAGAAGCAGCAGCAGGUCGAGUCCCAAGUUAUUGUCUACGGAAGGGAUGACUAUGAGUACCCACCAAAGGCGGUGGCGCCCUCACGGCACCACCACCGCCACUACUUCCAGAAGCAGCAUGUGUUGUUGAGUGCGGAGGGGACCGAUGGUUAUGGUCAUGGCUCGGUGGGAGACGUUGCUGGUGCCGCCGCGUCUGAGAGAGACAAAGAACAACCAGAACCUUCUGGUCGUGUGUGUUGUAUUAUGAUGACGAAGGCGCUACUCUACAUGGAUGAGAACUUCACCCGCCUGCAGGCGCUCGGCUGCACUCUCGCCACGUCGGUGGAGGAGUGUACACACUACGUUACGGGGAGGCCCUCCAGGACGGAGUUUUUCCUUUGUACCGUUGCGGCAGGAAAGUGGGUGCUUGCUCCCUCCUUCCUUGAAGAGACACUGCGCACGGGUUGUAUCGCCCGCGAGGAGUCGCAUGAGUGGCGCCCAGAAAUUGCUAAGGCGGCGAUGCUGCGAAACUCCGUGGUGGAUCUUGUUAGAGCGUGCCAACUCCAGAGGAGGCGGACCGUGCGGCCGUUCUCCUCUUGGAGCGUCAUUUUGUGCUGCGCUACGGAUGCACGGACCGAAAGUUUCUCUCGCGUCCUUAGGUGUGGUAACUGCAGUGUUAUCCGUCCCUAUUCCCCGUCGCAGCUGCUGGACAUACUGACAACGGAUAGAGGUGUAUUGCAUGACUCUACAAUCGUUCUUUCUGACGACAACUUAUGGGGCGCGAUGCAGCUGGAAACUGUUUCUGUACACGUGCCCGUCUUGAAGAUGGAGUACGUCGCCCACUGCUUGUGUGUGGAGACGCCAGAGCCUGACCAUUACGUCUUGCAGGGGGCGAUGCAUGCGCGUAAACGUUCACGGGACCCAUGUUGA
Molecule: messenger RNA, 2382 nt
Organism: Trypanosoma grayi
Lineage: Eukaryota; Euglenozoa; Kinetoplastea; Trypanosomatida; Trypanosomatidae
Product: topoisomerase (DNA) II binding protein 1
Exons: 1
Coding region: 1-2382 (793 amino acids)
Biological process (GO): mitotic DNA replication checkpoint signaling; mitotic G2 DNA damage checkpoint signaling; DNA replication initiation
Source: RefSeq, a predicted model, not a curated record